This is a messenger RNA of Impatiens glandulifera, 519 nucleotides long. RefSeq names its product secreted RxLR effector protein 161-like. The coding region runs from base 1 to 519 and encodes 172 amino acids. The transcript is spliced from 4 exons. Lineage: Eukaryota; Viridiplantae; Streptophyta; Magnoliopsida; Ericales; Balsaminaceae. The record is from RefSeq and is a predicted model, not a curated record.
AUGUCGGAGAUUCAAAAGCUGAAAGACCUUCUUAGUUCUGAGUUUGAUAUGAAAGAUCUAGCAAAGGCUCUCAAUACUCUUGCAGCUGUUACUGAUCAUUUGUCUGCAUUCGCACCCCAGUCUGAAGCUGAGAAGUUAUACAUGUCUAAUGUACCGUAUGCUAGUGCGGAACACUGGCAAGCGGUAAAACGAAUAUUUCGCUAUCUGAGAGGCACAUCCGAUGUUGGUCUCAUUUAUGGGAGUAAUAACCAGUGUCUCGUAACUGGUUAUUCUGACUCAGAUUAUGCUGUAGAUAUCGAUGGUAGAAGAUCAAUGACUGGUUAUGUUUACACCCUUGUUGACUCUGUAGUUAGUUGGAAGGCAACAUUACAGUCAACGGUGACGUUGUCCACUACCGAGGCUGAGUAUAUGACGCUAACUGAAGCAGCCAAGGAAGGUAUAUGGUUGAAAGGAUUAAUCAGUGACCUUGGUAUCCAUCAUGAUCAGAAUCAAAGUGAAGAAGAUCAGCACACAUCAUAA